CACAACAACGCCAGUACGAACCACAACCGAGACGAUGAUGCAUCCGAUCACACAGUUCAUAAUGCACCACGCUCGCGACGAGUGUGGGAAGCGGAUCGACAAGCAUCAGAGUGUCGUCGAUGCAAUAGACGGUUUAAUUUCCUUGUGCGUCGUCAUCAUUGUCGACGUUGUGGCCUAGUCGUGUGUGAUCGUUGCAGUAGUCAUAGAAUACGCCUACCACCCGAAGAGAUCAUACAAGAUCCCGCCAUUGAUCCUUCGCAUUAUCCGCUUAUCGCCAUGCACCCACAGCGAGUAUGUGAUGUAUGCAACAGGUUACCAAUCAAAGAAGCACCAUCUUCCUCCUCGUCGCCAAGACGACGCGCCACAGCACCGGUUGCUAUGAACCAUAUGAAACGAUCUCCAAGCUCACAAAGUCUAAUGACUGAAUGUCCCGUGUGCGGCACGGAUCUUUUGGGCAUGCAGAAAGAGGAUCAGGAAAAGCAUUUGCAAUUAUGUCUAAACACAGGAAGUCCUCCUGUUCGACCUCCACGCUAUUUGGGUCAG
Molecule: messenger RNA, 543 nt
Organism: Zychaea mexicana
Lineage: Eukaryota; Fungi; Mucoromycota; Mucoromycetes; Mucorales; Lichtheimiaceae
Exons: 1
Molecular function (GO): metal ion binding
Source: RefSeq, a predicted model, not a curated record